CGGCGAUGGAUGCUCUAUUCCGUUUGAUAAGGGGGAACUUUGUGGCAGGGCCUGGGGGUACAUCCCACGGAUAAAGGGGGCAAACCCUCCUGGUUGCUGAAACAUGGACAUGAAUUGUCGAACGUUUUGGAGUGCCUGUGUGUACAUUGAGUCCAUGGACCCUAGGAAGUUCGGGGGAGAGCCUGGGAUGGAAGACAUGGGUGCUAUUGGAGAUGUGAAUGGGGCUGGUGUUGGGAUGGUGAUUAUGGGAGCAAGGAUUGAAGUGAUGGGUGAAGAUAAAGAAGUAUUUUCUCCUGAGGGCAGGGCAGCGCCCUCUGCCAAGGCGCUUCCCGACCAGGAGACCGACAUCCGGUUCUUCAAAGGUCUCUACAAGCACGAAGUGUCUCAGGGAAUCAUUGAUGACAUCGGGACCUUCGGGUUUGAAUCCAGGCAGUAUCUGGAACGGCGGGGGCUCUACGAGAUCCUGAGCACGUGGGUCCAAGAUUUUGACCCCAGGGUCUUCUCCCUUCCCGCACUGCACGACGAAGAGCUAGUUCUUCCCUUCGAAGGGAUUUGAACUCUAGAUUUAUUAUUUUUUGUUAAACACUUAUGUAAUGUCUCUUUCUUGGGAAUUUGUAAAAACUUUAUUUAAAUAUUAAUGGAAUCUUCCUUUCCAUACUGUGUGCUGAGUACUUCGUUUAAUAUAUAUUUUUUCAACUUUAUGUAUGCUGCCGAGUAGAUAACUUCGAAACAGCACGACUGUCUCCACUCGGUCUAAUGCAACCAGUCAAUCUUUCCGAAAGAUUGGUCUACCACCCGGAAAAAGAUGGACCCGGCCAAUCUUUUUCCAGGUGGUUUUGACCCAAUCAAGAAUGGUUUGCCAU
Molecule: messenger RNA, 863 nt
Organism: Cuscuta campestris
Lineage: Eukaryota; Viridiplantae; Streptophyta; Magnoliopsida; Solanales; Convolvulaceae
Source: the annotation of a GenBank genome assembly